AUGGGCCAUCAUUGGAAUUUGUUUCAGGUGUGGACAGACGACGCCCUCUCCUGGAACUCGAGCGAAUACGGCGGUCUCACUUCCCUGGACAUUCCAACGGGUGAAAUCUGGACACCGGAUCUGUCGGUCUUGAAUGCUAAUCCAGAAGAUUUUCACAUCGAGUACAACGAGGUGUACCUACAAAACAGCGGCCAGAUAUUUCAGUCUCCGUACGCGCGCAUCAAGGUCCCGUGCCCCAUGGACCUUGCCGAUUUCCCCAGAGACGCGCACACGUGCAAGAUACGCUUCUCGUCGCUCGUCUACAGUGACGACAUGCAGCAGUACGACACCGUGGCCGACCUAGCAGAGAACGCCCUGACUGCUACCGAUCCUUGGCAGGACCACCAGUGGGAAGUGACAGUGUUCCCGGCAUGGGGCAGCGGUCAGCUGUUGAACAGGACGUACCUGGAGCUGACGUUCCGGCUCCGGAGGCGUUCCUCGGAGCACCUGUUCAGCGUGACCCUGCCCUGGUUAUCGUCCGUGGUGCUGAUGCUUCUCGUCUUCUGCCUGCCCGCCAACUCUAGCCGUCGCCUGACCCUGUGCUGCAUCAACAUGCUGCUGCUUGCCCUCAUGCUACGCAGAAUGGUCCCGCUUCUCGGAGACUCCUAUAGACCACCCAGGAUAAUGUUCUUCCUGGAGGGCGCCAUGCUGCUGCAGGCCGUGGUCGCGGCGAUCGCCGUGGCGUUCCUCAACGUGACGUCGGAGCACGUGCUGUUUCCGGUGGAGGUUCCGGCUUCCGUGGUCCGGUUGCUGACCGGCCCGGCCGCCGCGGCGCUCUGCCUCUGCCACCUCGACAUGACGAGACACGGAGCGGCUCACACCGCUCCACCUUCCCGAGCGGACGACUCUUCCCUGCAGCAGCCGGUCACGAGGCUGGGCCAGGAGCGGGCCAGGGAGUGGCUUUUGGUGGCCCACGCGCUCGACCGACUGUUUGUCGUCGUCUUCCUGGUUGCCGCCCUUUGCGUGAUGCCGCUGUGAGGAUACUUUAUAAAGAUGAAUUUAGACAGUCUGUGGACUGUCUCCAUACUUCAAGCUAAAUCGCUUGCCAUCUUAUUGACUUACGCUGUUGACCGUACGACCCACGGCGGUAGCUAAGUGGCCUUGGCGUUGGUUUGCCGAGCUCGAGUCGCGGGUUCGAUCCCUGCCACAGAAGCCGAAAUGGGAUGGCCCCGGAUUGCAAUAACACUCGUGCACUGUGAACUGGGGGACUCGAUGAAAAAACCGCGGUGGUCAAAAUUACUCCGGAACUUUCUACUACGGCGCCCUUCAUAGUGCACUGCGCAGUUGUAGUAUAUUAGUCCCCUCAAUUUAGGUACGAUAUAAAGUAUAAAUGAAAGUAUUAAGUAUACCGUCAUAUAAAGUACACCC
This is a messenger RNA of Dermacentor andersoni, 1407 nucleotides long. The record is from RefSeq and is a predicted model, not a curated record. Lineage: Eukaryota; Metazoa; Arthropoda; Arachnida; Ixodida; Ixodidae.